GGGAAUCCUGAAUGGAAUGUUCUGAGGCGCGCGGACUGAAGGCAUCUUCACCCCUAACAACCACAACAUACAAACCAGCCAGCGCGCGAGCUGCUCAUGAUGGACGUUGUGGAUCCUGUUCAGUGUUACCUGAAUAACACCAUCCAGAUCAACAGACAGCUCCAUGAAUCUUUACAGAGGAAGCAGGAGGAGAUCUCAGCUCUAAAGGAGAGGAACUCUCAGCUGAUGGAGCUGCUUAAGCAAGCUGAUCAUUACGCUGCUUUACUCGACGAGCUCCAACUUCAGCCCGAGGAAUGUGCAUCACACCCAGCUGUAGCUCCCGUUCCACACCCACAUUCCCCGAGUGCUGAACCAGCUGAAUGGCAUCCAUCAUCACCACAGCCUUCCUGGCUGGAGUCCCUGCUCUUAGAUACGCCGCCAGAAAAGGAACAGGAAGAGCCGUACACCCCGGGGUCUGAACAACGCGCCAGCACACGCGUGAGGAGACAGUUAUGGCCGAGUCACCAUGACUCCAGCAGUGACGAGUGUUCCUUCACAGAAAGUCUGGGAUGGUGUCCUACAAAAAGACCAAAGCUGGACCAGGAUCUAGACUUCCCUCAACGUCUACACUCGGAGACCGUAUGUGUCUUCGGAUCUUUCCAUGGACUACAGGUUCUCAAACCCACGACACCAUCAACGUCUCAUUUCUGUAUGGAGGACACGGCGUGUUUUAAGACCUCCAUCAGAGAACACAGUACUGUCCAGACCAGAGCGUACCCUCAUGGAAAGACCCUAACUUCACUCACACCUGAUGGAUCCUGCAAGUUCCUCUGGGUUCCCAAACACAACUAAAUUCUCUGGCUUUUCCCAAAUACUAAUUAUCUAAUAGAUGCUGCAGGUUCUUUGGGUUUUGAAGCACAACUGAUGAAUCCUGCAUGUUCCUCUGACUUCAUUAAGAACAUAGACCCACAUAGAGGUUCUGUGGUUUGUCCUUGGUUCAGCACCAGUUCUUGAACUUAAAACUAACAGCAACUGCAGGUUCCUCUGGGUUCCCCAAACACCAGUGUGUUUUAGUAUUUAUUUACACACCGUAAUCCACAUUUUUUGCACAUUCACUUACUUGAAUUGAAUCCUGAAUGGCUUCUUGACUAUAUGUGGACACCACAUGGAGUAAACCAAUGAUGGGUAUGAUCCCAGUUUGGAUAUACUCAGUUCUCUGUGCACUCCCAGGGUGGCACACGUUCUCCACCAUGUAUCUUCACACCAUAGUGAGCCUCAACACUUUUUAUGUACACUAUAUGGACAAAAGUAUCGGGACAUCUUUUAAUUACUGAAUAAUAAACCAAUUAUAUAAAGGAUAUUAUAUUAUAGGCCUCCAGCUUUAGGGAAGGUCCUUUCCUGUUCCAACAUGACUGUGCACAAAGCAAGCUCUAUAAAGACAUGAGCUCUGGAACUGGAACAUCAACUGAGGCUUUCUUGACCAAGCCAUACAACACUUUGACUUAAUGGGCAAAAAUGGGCAUCAUACUUCCAAAUCUUGUAACAAGUCUUCUCAAAAGAGGGGCUGUUGUUCUGUCACUGGGGCGUCCAACAACCUCAUGGUCAGGUGUCCAAAUACAUUUGGCCAUACAGUAUAGUGUACCUUGUUCUUAGUUUGGUCUGACCUGAAGUGUCUCAGUUUUCCAUCAGAAGGAUGAUAAAUAGGUUUGUUUAAUAUAUAAAGCUUCACACUAUUUAAAU
Molecule: messenger RNA, 1719 nt
Organism: Trichomycterus rosablanca
Lineage: Eukaryota; Metazoa; Chordata; Actinopteri; Siluriformes; Trichomycteridae
Gene: mcidas
Product: multiciliate differentiation and DNA synthesis associated cell cycle protein
Exons: 4
Coding region: 97-831 (244 amino acids)
Biological process (GO): negative regulation of DNA replication; negative regulation of cell cycle
Cellular component (GO): nucleus
Source: RefSeq, a predicted model, not a curated record